Molecule: messenger RNA, 1523 nt
Organism: Nylanderia fulva
Lineage: Eukaryota; Metazoa; Arthropoda; Insecta; Hymenoptera; Formicidae
Biological process (GO): small GTPase-mediated signal transduction
Molecular function (GO): GTPase activity; GTP binding
Source: RefSeq, a predicted model, not a curated record
UCGACUGUCACAUCGCGUGCACGCGCGUCGCGCGGGCCGCCACUCACUGACAGUGCGAGGAGGCGCACACUAGGAGGCGGGGGCGCGAUAACAGGUGGCUCCGCGUCGCGGCAGGUGAAUCGGAGUGGCCUUUUUUUUUCAUACGCCGCGCGAUCAUAACUGGUUCGCCCAGUCUUCGCUCUCGUCGGUCAGUUUCCCAUUGUUUUCCGUCGCUGUCGUCUACUCUCGUCGGUCUCUCUUGAUCUGUCACCCUCCCGGAUUGCGACACCUCGCUGCGAGAUAUUAUUACAUAUUUUGCGUCAUCGGGGAUCCGGAUUCACCAGCCGUUCGCUCGACGAGCCCGUCUUCCCGAGGGGAGACAUGACGCGACGCUGCUCUAGAACGGUAUCUUGAAACGGGGGGCAACGACGUCGGCGCCGAGGAGAAGGUCCGAAAGGGAUCCGUCGACGGAAUAGUUGCAAUCUGACGUAUGAAAGGUCGGGGCUGCGGUAAGAUCAAGAGUGAGACAAUGCCGCCAUCCUCGCACACCAACUGGACGAGGCCGUUGCUCAAGGACGGACAGACCAUACAGAUGCAGGUCGCCAAGCAGCAGCAGCAGCCGAUGACGACGAUGAUGGUGACGAUGGCGACGGCAGCGACGACAACGUCGUCGUCGACGGCUUUUGGUACCGGAGCGCAAAAUCAAAGCGUGAUGGAGCAUCCUGCGACACCCCUUGACAAAAGAAUCAAAGUAGUCCUGGUAGGAGAUGGUGCUGUUGGCAAGACCAGCUUGGUAGUCUCGUACUCCACCAACGGCUUCCCUGGAGAAUACGUGCCCACUGCGUUUGACAAUUAUAAUGUGGUUGUAAAUGUUGAUGGACAACCACUGAAUGUUCAGCUAUGUGAUACAGCAGGCCAAGAUGACUUCGAUCCCUUGAGAUCAUUGUGCUAUCCAGAGACAGAUGUGUUCCUAGUUUGCUUCAGUGUUGUAUGUCCUUCAUCUUACCACAGCGUGGCUUCCAGAUGGAUCAAUGAAGUCAGAAAAUACUGCCCUGGUGCUCCAAUCAUUUUGGUGGGAACGAAAAGCGAUCUCAGAUCGGAUGUACGUUUGAUGCUGCAACUGGCGAGAUACGGUCAGGCACCGAUCACGACAAUCCAGGGUCAUCAGUUGGCGCGGAGGCUGGGCGCCGUCAAUUACGUGGAGACAUCCGCGUUGACGCAACACGACCUCAAGGAGGCCUUCGAUCAGGCGAUAGUUAGUGCCCUCAAUACACGACGCGGAGGCGCCAAUUUACUCUACCGGCGUAGGAAGCCGCCCUCAUUGUGGCGUAGAUGGUUGUGCUGCUGGGAACGCCCGUCUUCGAACGAAACUUAAAAAGAAAACAAUCAUAUUAUGAGUGAGAUAGACUCUAUACUUCUUUAGAAUCCCUCUGUGAUCAGGCGGUCGCUCUCCCCUCUGUCAGGAUCAUCCUUCCCUACCUGGUAUCUAGCUUGGUAGCUAAGUUUAUUGAGGAUUAUCUCGAUAUACAAGAGAGGCAGCUAAU